AUGCGUGAGUAUGUGGCCAACCUAGUGGCCAACCCAACAGCGAACGCCGUUGCCUACACGGUCGGGGCAUACACUGUGAUUUUCGGUGAUUGGUUUCACUUGGGCACUAUGGCGCACGAGUUCACACAUAUCCUCGACCUGCUUGCUCUGGAGGAGUAUGUGAGUGAUCCCGGCUCUCAGCCUUUCAGCGACACCUCGUAUUGGCAGACGCCCCAGGACUUGGAUAGCGCUCUGCCCACAGCCUACGCCGCUAGCUCAUGGCAAGAGGACUUUGCCGAAGCUGGACGGGUUGCGCUGAGUGAUAUUGUGGUUCCGGGUGGUCUUGCUGGGAUCAAUCCAAAUAGUUCCCAGAUCCAGUGGCAGGUCGGCACGUACAAGGACUACCUUGAGGACACGAUAUUUCCUGCCGGAGAGACCUGCACUGGCAAGGCAGCCAGCUCUCCGCCUGUGCCUGUGAGCUCGAGUGCCAAGGUCAGCUUGAAGGUAUUGGGGCCGAAGCCGUACGUUGGCCUCAGUGGUGAGGUGCCGGAGAUUGUGGUACCGGAAGGAGCCAAGAAGUUCAAAUUUGUGUAUCCGCUUCCGGAAGAUAGGAGAAGAAGUGUCUCAUAG
Phaeoacremonium minimum UCRPA7 is the source of this 609-nucleotide messenger RNA. RefSeq names its product putative conidiation-specific protein (con-13) protein. NCBI's taxonomy places the organism in Eukaryota, Fungi, Ascomycota, Sordariomycetes, Togniniales, Togniniaceae. Bases 1 to 609 code for a protein of 202 amino acids. The record is from RefSeq and is a predicted model, not a curated record. The transcript has a single exon.